AUGGCUCCUUAUGAGAUUCUUUAUGGGCACAAAUAUAGAUCUCCCUUGCACUGGGAUGAGGUUGGGGAGAAAUAUAUUUUAGGCCUUGAGGCGGUUAGGGAAGCCAGUGAAGUGAUUGACAAGAUUCUCCAAAGGAUGCUUACAGCUCAAGGUAGGAAAAAUAGCUAUGCCGACAUUAAGAUAAGGGAUAUCGAGUUUUCAGUUGGCGAGUUUGUAUUUAUGAGAGUGUCGCCAAUGAAUGGUGUUAUGUGUUUUAAGAAGAAAGGGAAAUUGAGCCUGAGAUUAAUAAGUCCAUUUGAGAUUUUGGAUAGAGUUGGGCAAGUUGAUUACCGUUUAGCAGUGCCCCCAACACAAGCCGAAACUCAUAACGUCUUUCAUAUCUUAAUGUUGCGUAAGUACGUGUCAGAUUCCUCUCAUGUUCUAAAUUACGAACCGUUACAGCUGAAGCAUGACCUGAGUUAUGAUGAAAAACCAGAGCAUAUUAUCAAAAAGGGAAUCAAGGAACUGAGAUCCAAAAGGAUUCUAGUAGUUAAGGUCUUGUGGAGGAAUAUCACGGAAGGAUAA
Molecule: messenger RNA, 564 nt
Organism: Humulus lupulus (European hop)
Lineage: Eukaryota; Viridiplantae; Streptophyta; Magnoliopsida; Rosales; Cannabaceae
Exons: 1
Coding region: 1-564 (187 amino acids)
Source: RefSeq, a predicted model, not a curated record